UGCUACCUCAAUUUUUUUUUUUGCUCAGUUUUUUAUUGUUUUGUCUUUCAGCUCUGCGGAUGUGGAUUGCUGGGAGUUGGAAUAUGGCUGUCUGUAUCACAAGGAAACUUUGCAACAUUUUCUCCCAGUUUUCCAUCGCUCUCAGCAGCAAAUCUAGUGAUUGCCAUCGGCACAAUCGUCAUGGUGACCGGCUUCCUCGGUUGUCUAGGUGCUAUCAAGGAAAACAAGUGCCUCCUUUUAAGUUUUUUCAUCAUUUUGCUGAUUAUUCUUUUGGCUGAGCUAAUACUCCUCAUCCUAUUUUUUGUCUACAUGGACAAGGUCAAUGAGAAUGCAAAGCAGGAUUUGAAAGACGGUUUAUUGCUUUACAAUACGGAGAAUAAUGUCGGGUUGAAGAAUGCAUGGAACAUUAUUCAGGCUGAAAUGCAUUGCUGCGGGGUAACAGAUUACACAGACUGGUACCCAGUACUGGGAGAGAACACAGUUCCUGAUCGAUGCUGUAUGGAGAAUUCCCAGGACUGUGGUCACAACUCUACAGGCUUAGUGUGGAGAACGGGUUGUUAUGAGAAAGUGAAAAUUUGGUUUGAUGACAACAAGCAUGUUCUUGGUACAAUUGGGAUGUGUAUUCUCAUAAUACAGAUACUCGGAAUGGCUUUCUCCAUGACUCUGUUCCAGCAGAUACAUAGGACUGGUAAAAAGUAUGAUGCUUAG
Molecule: messenger RNA, 708 nt
Organism: Staurois parvus
Lineage: Eukaryota; Metazoa; Chordata; Amphibia; Anura; Ranidae
Source: the annotation of a GenBank genome assembly